AUUGACCAAACAACCAUGUCUAGAUCUUCAUACCCACACUAUUAUGCUAAGCUCGUGACAUCUCUUCUCAUCAUCGUUCUUCUUUCGUCGCCGGCUCUAAACAGUUUCUCCAUCAAAGAAGCCACCGUGUAUGAACUUCAACUCGCCUUUAGAAAAAACGAGCUCACAUCAACUCAACUUGUUGAAUUCUAUCUUAAGGAAAUCGAGAAGCUUAACCCACUUCUUAAAGGGAUCAUAGAAGUCAAUCCGGAUGCACUAAGCCAAGCCAAUGAAGUUGACAUCGAAAGAAUUAGUAUGAAGAAGAAGAAGAAGGUGACCAUUGCAUCACUCUAUAGUCUUCAUGGAAUUCCAAUUCUCCUCAAGGAUAAUAUCGCGACCAAGGAUAAACUUAACACCACCGCGGGAUCGUUCGCAUUGCUAAACUCGGUCGUGGCUAAGGACGCCGGAGUAGUUAAGAAGUUGAGGAAUGGUGGUGCUAUUAUACUCGGGAAGGCUAGUUUAAGUGAAUGGGCAAAUUUUCGAUCUCUUAAUGCACCCAAUGGUUGGAGUGGUAGAGGUGGCCAAGGUAAGAAUCCUUAUGUAUUAUCGGCCGACACAUGUGGGUCAAGCAGCGGCUCAGCCAUAUCGGUGGCGGCAAAUAUGGUGGCGGUUUCAGUCGGGACAGAGACCGAUGGUUCCAUCAUAUGCCCCUCUAGCUUCAACGGAGUAGUGGGGAUUAAACCAACAGUUGGUCUCACCAGUCGGGCAGGUGUAAUUCCAAUAUCACCAAGACAAGACACCAUUGGGCCUAUAUGUAGGACAGUGGCCGAUGCUGUCUCCGUCCUUAAUACCAUAGUUGGUUUCGACCCCGACGACUCUCAAGCAACAAUGGAAGCUUCCAAGUACAUUCCAAGUGGUGGGUAUUUGCAGUUUCUCAAAGUUGAUGGAUUAAAAGGGAAGAGAUUAGGCAUUUUGAGGAACCCUUUUUUCAGAUUCUCAAAUGGAUCAAACCUCAAUCUUGUCUUUGACAAACACUUGAAGACACUAAAGAGACAUGGCGCAAUCUUGAUAGACAAUCUAGAAAUAACAAACAUUGGUCAGAUUUUGAAUUUCUCUUCUAGUGGUGAAGAAGUUGCCUUAUUAGCCGAAUUCAAACUCUCGAUAAAUGCCUACUUGAAAGCACUAGUAUCUUCCCCGGUUCGUUCCUUGUCCGACGCGAUAAACUUCAACCAAAAUAACGCGGAUCUGGAGAUGAUUAAAGAAUUUGGGCAAGUGAUAUUCCUUGCAGCACAAGCGACAAAUGGGAUUGGAGAAAUAGAAGAUAAUGCAUUAGCUAGUUUGGCGUUAUUGAACAAAGAAGGAUUUGAAAAGACGAUGAACGAUAACAAAUUAGAUGCGGUUGUGACGCCUGGUUUUAAUGCUGCGACGAUUCUUGCGAUUGGAGGAUACCCGGGAAUUAGUGUACCGGCUGGAUUUGAUAAUGAAGGGGUUCCAAUUGGAAUACUAUUUGGAGGAUUGAAAGGAUUUGAACCUAGAUUGAUUGAGAUUGCUUAUGGAUUUGAACAGGCUACUAAAGUUAGAAUUCCCCCUUCAUUCAAACCUUGAAAAUCAAAAGCUUAUAUAGAAAUAUGAAUUUUUAUUUUUAAAUUUGAGUGAUGAAAGUUUGUAAU
Messenger RNA from Impatiens glandulifera, 1649 nucleotides. Its product is annotated as probable amidase At4g34880. NCBI's taxonomy places the organism in Eukaryota, Viridiplantae, Streptophyta, Magnoliopsida, Ericales, Balsaminaceae. The transcript has 5 exons. The coding region runs from base 16 to 1584 and encodes 522 amino acids. The record is from RefSeq and is a predicted model, not a curated record.